This is a messenger RNA of Rhizoctonia solani, 432 nucleotides long. RefSeq lists its product as uncharacterized. NCBI's taxonomy places the organism in Eukaryota, Fungi, Basidiomycota, Agaricomycetes, Cantharellales, Ceratobasidiaceae. The record is from RefSeq and is a predicted model, not a curated record. Bases 1 to 432 code for a protein of 143 amino acids. The transcript has 3 exons.
AUGGACCUGACCGUCUCCUGGGCCGGGGUCGACGCAAGGAUCACCGAUGCUGCACGUGCGAGGAACAAGCAUCUCUUCCUCAUAUCGGCACCCAUCGCCACACAUGACCAAACAAAUUCUCCUCAUAAAACUGGUAAAUUGGUGCACAAAUAUUUAUCCACUUCCCAGGGCCCCACGCACUCUGCGCGGCACCGCGGCCUCAAAGACUAUGGCCCAAUCGCCAAGCCUGCUCCCGCCAUCGACCAUCGGCUGUGCCUCGGCGGCCUCGGGUGCGGGUGUCCGAACCGCAAUCUCCGCCACUCACCUGUUGCUGUGCGUGCUCUCGACCCACCGCAUAUACCCACAACCCGCGACCUUCCUGAAUGUGGUGGCGGCUUCUCUUCGGCGAAACAUCCCCCUUUACCCUACAACGCUUGCUUGUCGAUCGAAUGA